AUGACGAGAUUGCAACUACUAGUGGCGCUCAUCUUAUCGGCGCUGGCCGCGGUGGCGUCAGCAGCGUCUGCACCCACGUUUUGCAAAUGCACCUGCUUCAAGAAUAGCACCAUCAUCCCUCUUGGGCCCGCGAGCCAGCUCAAAACCCCCUCGUCGUCGCCCUCCCUCCUGCUACGAUCCUUCUUCUCCGUCCCGGACGCCGCUCACGUCUCCGACGAACCCCGUGCCCAGGCGGCAUCCAGCCACAGCCAGGACCGUCGGUCGGCAUCCACGUCAUGCUCCGAGUGCACAAAGGCUUUCUGCCUUAGCCAGGGCAUCGCCUUCUGCAAAGAUGCCAAGGAGGAAAAUGUCGUCACCAUGUGCUUCCAGCGGGACAGCAACAAGGACAAAUUCAUAGUCUGGGGCUUCAUUCUGGGGACGGUAGGGCUUCUCGGGUGGGCGACUUUCAAGCGUGUCGUCGAAUGGCGCGAAGGCCGGGCCAUGGAUCGCCAGGGCUUCAGCUACUCAUCUGUGGCGGGCAAUCGAUAG
Molecule: messenger RNA, 528 nt
Organism: Hirsutella rhossiliensis
Lineage: Eukaryota; Fungi; Ascomycota; Sordariomycetes; Hypocreales; Ophiocordycipitaceae
Product: MFS transporter
Exons: 2
Coding region: 1-528 (175 amino acids)
Source: RefSeq, a predicted model, not a curated record